GAAAGUGAAAAGGUAGUGCAUAGUGUCGAGUGGCGAAGAGGUGUACAUCGAAGGCAGACAUGGCUUUACUCCGGCGUCACGGUCCACUGCCCUCAGAAACCAUUCGUCGUCAAUGUGGCUAGAGGAUGUUGCAGAAUUGAAUUAUCAAACGCCUCUAGACUUGGCAAUUCUGGUUCAGAGACUGUUCACACCAUUGAGUACGAUUUGCUUCGGACUUCUGGGUGGAGUGGCACUCAUGCAGUCGUUUCUGUCUUAUGGUUAUCUCCAAUCAAACAAUAAAGUUGAAGAUCUGUUCAUGUUCAUGGAGUCUUACACAAUAUUUGCAAGAGUCGCUCCGACAACCUUCUACAUUCUACUAGCUGUUUGCAUAGUUGCUGUUUUCGACAGGUUUGAUUUGGCGCAUUUGGAUUUGACUCAUUGCACAGAUACGAUGUUCAACCGUCAGGGCUGGUUUCUCCUCAUCAUUUACUUGCUGACCCUUCUUCUCACUCUAUGGUCUGCAGAACUUGAUGACAUGCUAAUGCUGUAUCCUCAUGACAAGUCAUUCACAAAAAAUCGUGAGGAGCUGUAUAAUAAGCUUUCGCAGUGGCAUACGUUGAAUGUAUGUCGUUGCAUAUUUGCAAUGCUCGGGUGGCUGGUGAUAUCCAUCACAGAACCGGAGGAUCUCCUUCUACAGCAUCUGAAAGCCAUCAAACAGUUCGACGUUCAGCCAAAAGACAUACUCCUUGUCAGCAGUCCAUCCUCUACAGCACGAUAUUGAAAACUAAACACUUGAAAUAUUUUUAAAACUAAAUCAAAAUAUUCUUCAAUCAAAACUGGAAAUUUGAUGAUCGAAAUAUUUUUUAGUUCAACAAAAAUAUUUUUUGUCAAUACUGGUAAUUUGAUGAUCAAAAUAUUUUUUUAGUCAAAACUUGAAAUUUGAUGAUCAAAAUAUUCGUCAAUCAAAACUAGAAAUUAGAUAAUCAAAAAUAUUUUCAGCCAAAACUUGAAAUUUGAUGAUCAAAAUAUUCGUCAAUCAAAACUGGAAAUUAGAUAAUCAAAAAUAUUUUCAAUCAAAACUUGAAAUUUGAUGAUCAAAAUAUUUUUUACUGUGGGGAAUUGAUAAUCAAAAUAUUUGACCCAUAGCUUAGUUUUCGGUACAGAUAAGACUUACUCUAGUAGUUGACAUAGUUUUUGAUAGAUUUUUCGUUCAAUAUUCAAAGCGAUAUAUUAUUAUUGAAAAAAUUACAAAUAUUUAUUUGUGAUUCAUAAAAAAAUGAAUCUCUAAUCCUAGUCAACACUAAUAAUAGGUAUUUAAUGUGAUUUAUAGCUCUAGUCAAUAAUGUAAUCAAAACUUAUAACAAUAAUAAUAUGUCCGAGCACUUUUUGUUCAGGAAGUAUUUUCUGGAUUAUGUGUUUUUUCACACACAAUAAAAGCAAGUUGAA
Molecule: messenger RNA, 1425 nt
Organism: Nilaparvata lugens (brown planthopper)
Lineage: Eukaryota; Metazoa; Arthropoda; Insecta; Hemiptera; Delphacidae
Product: transmembrane protein 237-like
Exons: 5
Coding region: 113-760 (215 amino acids)
Biological process (GO): cilium assembly
Cellular component (GO): ciliary transition zone
Source: RefSeq, a predicted model, not a curated record